AUCCACAAGAAAUGGAGAAAGCUUUGGAGGAAGGAAAAGAGAAAAAUUGGGAAAAGAUUUCAAGGCUAAGGAAGCCUUAUCUGGCAGCCUUGGGCGGACAGUGGGACGUCAUGAAAAGCUUCUUCGAUAAAAAUCGCGCGCAACUCUGUUCUCAGAUGACAGUAGAAGAGGACACUGCGUUUCAUAUUGCAGCAUACAGUGAAGAAAAGGAACUGCUUCAACAUUUGGUUAACUUACUACCAGCCACCUCUAGUUUGUUCGACGCCUUAAACAAGAAGAACCAACAUGGUAAUAAUACUUUGCACGAGGUGGCCGCGACUGACAGAGUUAAAACAGCAAAUUUCUUGGUUGAAAAACUCCAAGAGCCAUCUCAACUCUAUUCAGGCGAAGGCACACUAGAAGAUCUUCUCAAGGCUGAAAACAAUCUGGGUGAAACCCCGAUAUAUAGGGCCGUUGCCCUCGGUCAGACAAAAAUGGCCAACUAUUUGGCUACUAAAGUUGGGGAUUUAAGUUCUCACUUUCGAAGAAGAAAAGACAAAAUGUCCAUUCUCCAUAUUGCUGUCAUAGGCCAACACUUUGACGCCGCUAUAUGGCUACUGAGAAAGGACAGGGAACUUGCAAAAAAGGAGGAACAAAAUGGCCUGACAUGUCUUCACCUGCUAGCGAAAAUGCCACAUGUUUUCAGAAGUUAUUCGGAAUAUACCUACAUGGCCAAACUGAAGAAAUUCCUCUAUUAUUGCCUUCCUAGUCAGUUCGAGGAUGAUGACGUUUCUGAUGAUGGUAAUGAAGCUCAAAUACCGUCAAGUGAUCAAAUAAACACUUUCUUUGUAUUCCUUCAUUUGUAUGCUAUUAUGCUUCUAACCAAGUAUUUUAUUCAAAGUGCAGCAAUUUUAAUUAAAAGAUACAGAGCUAUGUGGAGGGCCAUAGCUAAAGGAUGGCCGGCUAUCGAUAAACUCUGGAAGAUGAAGAGAAUGCAUUCAUCAGCUUCAGAACUCACCGAGUUGCUAGUAGAGGCAGAUUAUACGUGGAAGGAUUUUUCUCACGAAUUAAAUAAUGAAGCCACUAUUUCCUUAGAGAAAGUAGACACCUCUGUUGACAAAGAUAGAGGCGAUUUCCUCUAUCUUUGUCAAAAGAUGUUUGACCUUGUUCGCGAACAAGGUCAAACAUCUGGUACAAAGGAAGUGGGCGGAGAAGGCACAUCCAAGGGACAACCCACUGAAAGAAAUCAUCAGAAAUCUUACCACCCAUUGCUUGAAGCAGCCAGCAAUGGCAUAGUAGAAAUAUUUGACAAGAUGACUGAAUCGUAUCCACAGGUAAUUGAGUACAUCAGUGACGAUGAGAAAAACAUAUUGCAUGUGGCCAUUGGCCACCGUCAGUGGGAUAUAUUUCAUCGGGUAAAGAAGAUGAAAGUGAUAAUGAAAUGUAGAUUGGCUUCACGGAUUGAUAAGAAUGGCAACACCCUAUUGCAUCAUGUUGCAGAAGGGAAGAGAUAUUAUGGGAGAGAGUCAAGAGAACAAGCUGCAGGUCCUGCUUUCCAAUUGCAAGAGGAAUUGAGUUGGCUUAAGCACGUGCGGAAUAUAAUUCCCUCCCAUUAUAUCAUUCACUGCAACAAUAAAGGUAAGACUGCAGACGAGUUAUUUCAAGAAACACAUGCUGGCCUCCUCGAGCUGGCGCAAAAGUGGAUAAAGGAGACCUCUCAAUCGUGCUCUGCAGUUUCUGUCCUUGUUGCCACUGUAGUUUUCGCUGCUGCCUACACCGUCCCUGGAGGUAACGAUGCUUCAGGCCGUCCUAAUUUCAUCGACUCUCCAUUCUUCGUCCUCUUCACCAUCAUGGAUGUUAUUUCCCUUGCGUGCUCCUUGACUUCUGUAGUCAUGUUCCUCUCCAUCCUCUCGUCUCCAUUUGAGUAUGAAAAUUUCAAGGCAUCUCUCCCUCGGAAGUUACUAAUAGGCUUCACAAUGCUCUUCUUCUCCGUGACAACGACCAUGCUUUCUUUUGCAGCAACUAUUUUUCUCCUCCUUCAUUUUCAAAAGAAAGCUUGGACUAAAACUCUGAUUUAUACUGCUGCAUUCCUUCCUGUCUCUAUGUUUGCGCUUAUGCAGUUCCCGUUGUAUGCUGCAUUCAACAAAUUAUUGCACACCCUUACCAAGAAAAUAAAGAAGAAGGUAUAUCCCGAAAAAUUCCUUCCUCCUUACUUGAGGACCAAGAAGCUCAAUAAACUCUCAUGAGAAUAGGCUUUUGGAUUUUGACUAUAAGGCGGUGUUCAUUUUGUUCCCAUCAUGCACCAAAUGUCAAAGGCCUGUUAUCAUAAUGUAUUGACAUUAAUCUAUAUGUAAUAAGACAACGAGAAGUUAGAUAUUUC
Messenger RNA from Quercus robur (English oak), 2359 nucleotides. RefSeq lists its product as uncharacterized. Bases 12 to 2225 code for a protein of 737 amino acids. NCBI's taxonomy places the organism in Eukaryota, Viridiplantae, Streptophyta, Magnoliopsida, Fagales, Fagaceae. Gene Ontology annotation, molecular function: protein binding. The transcript is spliced from 5 exons. The record is from RefSeq and is a predicted model, not a curated record.